Molecule: messenger RNA, 1418 nt
Organism: Eptesicus fuscus (big brown bat)
Lineage: Eukaryota; Metazoa; Chordata; Mammalia; Chiroptera; Vespertilionidae
Gene: RUNX3
Product: RUNX family transcription factor 3
Exons: 5
Coding region: 1-1260 (419 amino acids)
Biological process (GO): regulation of cell differentiation; neuron differentiation; hemopoiesis
Cellular component (GO): nucleus
Molecular function (GO): RNA polymerase II cis-regulatory region sequence-specific DNA binding; ATP binding; DNA-binding transcription factor activity, RNA polymerase II-specific
Source: RefSeq, a predicted model, not a curated record
AUGCGUAUUCCCGUAGACCCGAGCACCAGCCGCCGCUUCACACCUCCCUCCACGGCCUUCCCCUGCGGCGGCGGCGGCGGCGGCGGCGGCGGCAAGAUGGGCGAGAACAGCGGCGCGCUGAGCGUGCAGGCGGCCGUGGGGCCCGGCGGGCGCGCCCGGCCCGAGGUGCGCUCGAUGGUGGACGUGCUGGCGGACCACGCGGGCGAGCUCGUGCGCACCGACAGCCCCAACUUCCUCUGCUCGGUGCUGCCAUCGCACUGGCGCUGCAACAAGACGCUGCCGGUCGCCUUUAAGGUGGUGGCACUGGGGGAUGUGCCAGAUGGCACGGUGGUGACGGUAAUGGCAGGCAACGAUGAGAACUACUCUGCCGAGCUGCGCAAUGCCUCUGCCGUCAUGAAGAACCAGGUGGCCAGGUUCAACGACCUUCGCUUCGUGGGCCGCAGUGGGCGAGGGAAGAGUUUCACACUGACCAUCACCGUGUUCACCAACCCCACCCAAGUGGCCACCUACCACCGAGCCAUCAAGGUGACUGUGGAUGGACCCCGGGAGCCCAGACGGCACCGGCAGAAGCUGGAGGACCAGACCAAGGCGUUCCCCGACCGCUUCGGGGACCUGGAACGGGUGCGCAUGCGGGUGACACCGAGCAUGCCCAGCCCCCGCGGCUCGCUCAGCACCACAAGCCACUUCAACAGCCAGGCCCAGACCCCCAUCCAAGGCACCUCGGACCUGAACCCUUUCUCCGACCCCCGCCAGUUCGACCGCUCCUUCCCAGCGCUACAGACCCUCACGGACAGCCGCUUCCCGGACCCCAGGAUGCAUUACCCGGGGACCAUGUCAGCGGCCUUCCCCUACAGUGCCACGCCCUCAGGCACGAGCAUCAGCAGCCUCAGCGUGGCCAGCAUGCCCGCCACCAGCCGCUUCCACCCCACCUACCUCCCGCCACCAUACCCGGGGGCCCCCCAGAACCAGAGCGGGCCCUUCCAGACCAACCCGUCCCCUUACCACCUCUACUACGGUGCGUCCUCCGGCUCCUACCAGUUCUCCAUGGUGGCCGGCAGCAGCGGCGGGGGCGACCGCUCGCCCACCCGCAUGCUGGCCUCCUGCACCAGCAGUGCCGCCUCCGUGGCCGCGGGCAACCUCAUGAACCCCAGCCUGGGCGGCCAGAGCGACGGCGUGGAGGCCGAUGGCAGCCACAGCAACUCGCCCACUGCCCUGAGCACGCCGGGCCGCAUGGACGAGGCUGUGUGGAGGCCCUACUGACCUCCCGGGUCAAAGUGGACUGCUCCCAAUGGAGGCAGGGACCCAGGAACCUUCCCGGCCAGGGGCUGGCCCGGCUCCGAGGCUCAGGCAGGAGUGAGACCCAUGCGCAUGGCAGUCAUGGGCCCAGGGUCCACGGGUCCCGGGCCCGGAGCUGGUGG